Molecule: messenger RNA, 801 nt
Organism: Abrus precatorius (Indian licorice)
Lineage: Eukaryota; Viridiplantae; Streptophyta; Magnoliopsida; Fabales; Fabaceae
Product: TSET complex member tstD
Exons: 5
Coding region: 104-547 (147 amino acids)
Biological process (GO): retrograde vesicle-mediated transport, Golgi to endoplasmic reticulum; intra-Golgi vesicle-mediated transport; intracellular protein transport
Cellular component (GO): COPI vesicle coat
Source: RefSeq, a predicted model, not a curated record
UAAGAAAAAAGGUGUGAAGUGAUUUGAGAAAAUUUUUUGAACAAAAAAACUGAACGAGGACGAGGACAGGCUAGCGAGAAUCUGUAGUCUCAGAGACGAAACGAUGAUACUUGCGGUUCUGUUUGCGAACGUUGACGGCAAUAUCCUCAUCGAACGUUUUCAUGGAGUUCCUGCAGAGGAGCGUCUACACUGGCGUUCUUUCUUGGUUAAACUGGGAGCUGAUAAUCUUAAGGGUGUGAAAAAUGAAGAGCUCCUAGUUGCUUGCCACAAGUCAGUUUAUAUUGUAUACACAGUGCUUGGAGAUGUCAGCAUAUACGUUGUGGGGAAGGAAGAGUAUGACGAACUUGCCUUAUCAGAAGUGAUCUUUGUGAUAACCUCAGCUGUGAAGGAUGUUUGUGGGAAGCCACCAAGUGAACGCCUUUUCCUGGAUAAAUAUGGAAGAAUUUGUUUGUGUUUGGAUGAAAUUGUAUGGAAGGGAUAUUUGGAAAAUACAGAAAAGGAUAGAAUCAAAAGAUUGAUUAGGUUAAAGCCUCCAACUGAGUUCUGAAUGAGAAGUUCAGAGCGAAUCAUUAUACAAUCAGCAGUCUGAGUCAUGUCUUUAGCUUCUUGUAAUUGGGAAUGGCAACGCACUGAAGUAUGUCCAGGAUAUAUGAGAUUUGCAACAUCUGUCAGUCAGACCUCUAUGUAUGAGCUUUCUUCCUUAGUUAGUGUUGGUGAGGAUUUUGCGGGGCCAAUAUUUGUAUUAACCUUCUUAAUUUUAAACAUUCUUUUUUAUUUUGUACCAUGUAUGUUUUUUAUUUU